Messenger RNA from Gigantopelta aegis, 3317 nucleotides. RefSeq names its product mitofusin-2-like. Gene Ontology annotation, cellular component: mitochondrial outer membrane. Bases 236 to 2515 code for a protein of 759 amino acids. The transcript has 18 exons. The record is from RefSeq and is a predicted model, not a curated record. NCBI's taxonomy places the organism in Eukaryota, Metazoa, Mollusca, Gastropoda, Neomphalida, Peltospiridae. Gene Ontology annotation, biological process: mitochondrion localization; mitochondrial fusion. Gene Ontology annotation, molecular function: GTPase activity; GTP binding.
ACUUGAUUGUCAUCAUGGUGGAGGUGAACGAAACGUGAGGAAUUGCAGACGAACUUUUCCCCAAUUUAUGCGGCUUGUUGUAUCAUAAGGGUACUGUUUGACGUUGAAUAUCGCACCCAUUAUAUUCAGCACAACUCCUUUCACCAGAUCAUCCCGUCUUUUAACUAAUCAGCCAUGACUUUUACCAUCAAAUGAUGUGCACUUUGGAUCAUCACCCUAGUAGAUAUAUGUAGACAUGUCUGGAUUGCUGCACCGUGCAUCGGAAAUGGAGGAACUUGACCGGUACCAGAGAGGCCAGGGCGACGGCACGUCCAUGGAGCGCAACAUGGGCAAUGGACACAACCAGGGAUCACACCUGCAGUUCUUUGGUCAGGCCAAGAAGAGAAUUAACGACAUCUUCACGGAGAUGACAGAGUACAUUGAGGAAACAGGUGCCUUUGUAACCGAAACCAAUGCGAAUGGUCACAGUAUCUUGGAGAAGGAGACCCAGGACACGAUGGCAGGAUUCAAGGAAAAGGUUCACGGCAUCAAGGAGGUCCUGGCCCGAGACCACAUGAAAGUCGCCUUCUUUGGGAGGACGUCUAAUGGAAAGAGCACCGUGAUCAACGCGAUGCUGCGAGACAAGAUUCUGCCGAGUGGGAUCGGCCACACAACUCACUGUUUCAUCCAGGUCGAGGGCACGGACAAGGCAGAUGGGAUUCUGCUCACAGAGGAGUCCGAUCAACCCAAGAGCAUCAGUUCCAUUAGGCAGCUGGCCCAUAAUCUCAGUGCAGUUAAACUGAAGGAGAAUACAUUGCUAAGAAUCCUGUGGCCAAACAGCAAGUGUCAGGUUCUCAAAGAAGACGUCGUGUUUGUUGACAGUCCUGGAAUUGACGUGACGCCCGAUAUCGACACAUGGAUUGACAAGUUCUGCUUGGAUGCUGAUGUCUUUGUCCUCGUUGCCAACGCUGAAUCAACAUUAAUGCAAACUGAGAAAAAUUUCUUCCACAAAGUGAGUGCCCGACUUUCGAAGCCGAACAUUUUCGUACUCCAGAAUCGCUGGGAUGUAUCUGCCAUGGAGGAGGAUGUGGAAGAGGUUCGAAAGCAACACAUGAGUAGAAAUAUUGAGUUUUUCGUAGAUGAGUUGAAAGUUCUUGAUCGGAAGGAAGCUGAAAACCGCGUGUAUUUUGUAUCUGCGCGGGAGACGCUCGCCUGUCGACUUCACCAGGAUAAAGGAACACCAACUCCAACUGGAAUCUUACAAGAAGGUUUUCAGAUCCGAAUGUUUGAGUUUGCUAAUUUUGAAAGAGAGUUUCAGCAAUGCAUCUCGAAGUCUGCUGUGAAGACGAAGUUUGAGCAACACGCUGACCGAGGGAAGAGUAUUAUUUCCGAUAUCAGACAGAUCAUGGAGGAAGCCUACAGCAAGAGUAUAGAAAUCAAAGAUAAUCAGCUGCUUACCCGCGGGGAGAACGCCGACCGGCUGGAUUUCCUCAGUAAACAGCUCUGCCUACUGACCAGCGAGGUGAAAGACAAGAUCAAAUCAAUGGUUGAGGAAGUCGAGAGGAAGGUUUCCUCUGCACUGAAUGAUGAAAUCCGUCGUCUGUCGCUGCUGGUUGAAGAAUUUGAUCGCCCGUUUCACCACGAUCCUAUGAUGUUAGCAAUUUAUAAGAAGGACUUGCAUCGAUUUGUCGAAGCCACCCUGUGUCGUAACAUGGCGUGUCGGUGCACGUCCGCGAUCGGUCGUAGGCUGGACGUCGUCCAGUCCUUCCUGGAAGAUCGAUUGCUGUCCAUCCUGCCUGAAGAAAGAAAACAACAGAUCUUCAAUGUUCCCAAGCGCGAUUUUGAGAUUGCCUACAGACUCGACUGCCGAAAUCUGUGUGCCGACUUCCAGGAGGAUAUUCAUUUUAAGUUUUCACUGGGGCCCACUGCGUUGAUGCAAAGGUUCCUGGGAGCCAAGGGUGCACGGGCUGCUCUCUUUGGAACUGCUGGUGCUCUCGGCCAGCCGAUUGCUCCCCCGUCAGAGUCUCACAGUCCGCUGUCUCAGCAGGACGAGAUUGUCGCCUCACUCCUCAGCACGUUUGUAUCGCUGUCGUCCAGAUCUACGCUUGGAGUCGUCGUCAUUGCCGGAGUGGGCAUCAAGGCCGCUGGGUGGAAGGUGAUUGGUGUCACUGCGGCACUGUAUGGUCUGUUGUAUCUGUACGAGCGACUGACGUGGACCACCAAGGCGAGGGAGCGUGCAUUCAAACAGCAAUACGUUGAGUACGCCAGCAGUAAACUGAGACUCAUCGUCGACCUCACAAGCUCCAACUGCAGCCACCAAGUACAGCAGGAACUCUCGUCUACAUUUGCACAACUGUGCCACCAGGCGGACGUGUCUAAGGAACAGCUGAAGGAAGAGAUAAAGGAACUCGAUAACGCCAUCACCAAACUGAAAGACGUCUCCGCAAAAGCUAAAACUCUGAGGAACAAGGCGGAUUGGCUUGAUACUGAACUGAAUAGCUUCGUUUCCAAGUUCCUCAAACAGACACUAUUGUGAUGGAAGUAGACAUUAUCUAGUGUGAUGGAAGUGGACAAUGUUGUGAUUGUAGUUGACAUAAUGUUGAUGGGAGAGGGAAUAUUGUAACAGAAGGGGACACUAUUGUGAUGGAAGUAGACAUAAUGGUGAUAGGAGUGGACAUUAUAUAUUGUGAUGGAAGUGGACAUAACAUUGAUCUGAGAGAAAGAACAACGCGAUGGAAUGGGACAUUAUUGUGAUUGGAUAGACAUAAUUUUUCAAAAACAAGACUGUAUAGGCUAUGUAAAUAUAUACACAUGUAGUUAUACUAAAAAGGACUAGGAGAAUCAUCUAUAACACAAGAAUGAAAUGUGUGUGUUCGGUUUUCAGUUUCAUGGGCAGAGCUACUGUGUUCAGUUUUACUGAGAGAUUGUGUACAAAGAUCUUGAGUUUCAAAUUCAGGAGCCCAUCUCUGUGUGUACAUGUCUUUGUUCAAGUGUGCAAACAUGUCUUCUUCUGCUCAUGUUUUAAGGGUGGUAUAAACUCAUUGGAACCUCCCCCCCUCACCCUCCCCAUAGGAGGAUCCCAUGUAAGGGGAGCCAUCUACGAUACAUGCAAGGAGGGGGAGUGGGUAGGUGGUUACGAAGUUACCACCCAGUGAUUUCCCUAAUCAUAAUUUUUAUUGCACAUACUCUUGCCUUAGUGGAUGCUUCUGUUAAUUUCUACCAGCGUCCCCCUCUGAGAAAAAUGCUAGCUCUGACCUUGCAUUAAUGCAAAAAUAAUAAUAAUUGUAAAAAAUAAAAUAAAUAUUAAAUAAAACAAAAUACCAAAUGCAAAAUAACAA